Molecule: messenger RNA, 699 nt
Organism: Mycosarcoma maydis (corn smut)
Lineage: Eukaryota; Fungi; Basidiomycota; Ustilaginomycetes; Ustilaginales
Exons: 1
Coding region: 1-699 (232 amino acids)
Biological process (GO): protein import into mitochondrial matrix
Cellular component (GO): PAM complex, Tim23 associated import motor
Source: RefSeq, a predicted model, not a curated record
AUGCCGGUCGCAAUCGCUGCUGCUAGAUACGCCGCUCUCUCUGCAGGCGCGUCUUCGUCUCGUUCAGCAAUCAUGCUGUCAUCGAGCCACCGCGCCCUGUCCACCUCUUCCAAGGUUGCGAGCAGCAGCAGCAGCAGCAACAGAGGCACUUUCAGUCCUACAUCUCCAAUCCUGUUCUCGGCCAGCUCGUCAUCAUCUUCAUCAUCUUCGCCUUCAUCCAGCCGAGAGUUGUCCCACCUCAGCUGGGACAAGUAUCUGCAACUGCGCAGAUCUCGUCGCCUUGCCGGCAUGGUCACCACCAUACCCACCACCCUUUUAGCAGGCGCUGCUGCCGGCUCGUACUUCCUCACGCUUGAACUCGACCCCACAAAUGCCAUUGCUGGACUCGAUCCGGUCUACAUCAACGCCGGUCUCACACUCGCCUGUACUGGCUUGGGCUGGCUCAUCGGUCCCACAGUAGGCAAUUCAAUUUGGGGUCUGCUUCAUCGCAGCGACGCCAAGCAGAUCGCACAGAAGGAUCACGACUUCUACGAACAUAUCAAGCGAAACAGGGUGGAUCCUACUCGUCAGUCGGUACAGAACCCAGUGCCAGAUUACUACGGUGAAAAGAUUGGCAGCAUCAAGCAGUACAGACAGUGGUUGCGGGAUCAAGCUGCGUUCCGAAGAAAGGCUGCUCAUGGUCUUGAGCAAGACGCAUGA